UCACUCUCUCUCACUCUCUCUCACUCUCUCUCACUCUCUCUCACUCUCUCUCACUCUCUCUCACUCUCUCUCACUCUCUCUCAUCCACUCUCAUCCACUCUCACCCUUCUUUCUUCUCGCACCCACCCAACUGGGACCAGGGUCCAGCGAGCCUUGCUGUUAGAGUUUCAGCUUGCAAGGACCAGCUUAGUGCUACACUUCCCGCGAUUCCAUCGCCCAAUUCUUGCUGCCUACACUAACUAGUAUGGUACAUAGGUAGUAGCACACAAUCCAGCUCGACGGUUCGGAUGGAAUACGAACAUCAGAUGAGCAACUGACAAGACGCUGUGGGUAACUGAUAGCCGCCCGCCGUUGAGUUCACCUGUGCACUAUUACCCGCGGGCUUCAGCGCACCGAAGGCGUCUAUCAUCGCCAGAGCUUAACGCCCCGGCAUCGUCCAAGUUGCUCCUUGAAGUAU
This is a messenger RNA of Colletotrichum graminicola M1.001, 457 nucleotides long. RefSeq lists its product as uncharacterized. The record is from RefSeq and is a predicted model, not a curated record. NCBI's taxonomy places the organism in Eukaryota, Fungi, Ascomycota, Sordariomycetes, Glomerellales, Glomerellaceae. The transcript has a single exon. The annotation marks the transcript as partial.